UCUGGGCACCAUUGUUUCCGCUGAGAAGCUUAUUUACAUUCCGCUCGCAACUUGGGGCUUAGUUCUUUCUCACGGAAAACGCCUCAUUUCCGAUUUGUCCUUAGUCGCAGUCGUGGUUCAACUAUUCGUGGUAGAAUAAAAACCGGAAAUGCAGCAGUCUAGCACAUUGUUCAAUUCCGUUUUAAAGGGAAUCUUCUUUAUCCACUUGGUUUUCACAUCCUGGGGGCUGCAGUCAGAUUGGGCACCAACAUCUUACUUUUUUUAUAAUCUUCUCUUCAUGAUGGUUCUCCUAUGGGGAUUGCAUCAACAAGAAUCUGAACAACCAAUUGUUAUAGCUUUCUACUUUGACAUCGUUUGUUUCGUCUUGGAUAUUGUCAAUGUCGGCGUUUUUUUCCCUUCACGAUCAGGAUCAACGUCUAGACGUUUCAGUGCUGGAAUGGCUAUCGUCAAUAUGCUGCUACGUCCUGUAACCGCUUUUUUCCUGUACAAGAUUCUGGGUGAAAGGAAUGCUCUCUAUGGUGGAUCUGUGUAUCAAGAAAGCCAUCUGGCAGAUGUAUUCGGUCAACCGAACAUUCGUCAAGGACGGUAUCAAGAUAUAGGUCAGGUUGCAGCCCCAUCACAAGAGAUUCGUCCAGCUGCUCCGUCUUCAGACAACCUAAACACCGUACCGAAAGUCUGAUUGCUUCAAAAAUUUAUUCGUUCAAAAAGGGUUAACAGUAUUCUUUUGCCAUCUUCUCACGUAACACUUUUUCGGGAUACCGUAAUUUAGUUCAUCUGUGCUUGUCAUUUCACAGUGUCUAGUCAUAACUGUAGCAGUUGCCCAUCCCAGUAUUACCACUCACUUGAGUAUCUCGGGCUUCAUCACGUUUUCUCUCCAUUCAAGACUAUAGACCUUUUUAAGAUUGCUCGGUGUAAGCACAGCGAAAAGUGUGCGGCUAGUCGACUAGUGCGCACCAUGGCGGGGAUAGCCGUAACUAGCGCA
This is a messenger RNA of Daphnia magna, 982 nucleotides long. RefSeq names its product type-1 angiotensin II receptor-associated protein. Gene Ontology annotation, biological process: angiotensin-activated signaling pathway. The record is from RefSeq and is a predicted model, not a curated record. The coding region runs from base 149 to 679 and encodes 176 amino acids. Gene Ontology annotation, cellular component: plasma membrane. The transcript has 4 exons. Lineage: Eukaryota; Metazoa; Arthropoda; Branchiopoda; Diplostraca; Daphniidae.